Molecule: messenger RNA, 6472 nt
Organism: Dendronephthya gigantea
Lineage: Eukaryota; Metazoa; Cnidaria; Anthozoa; Malacalcyonacea; Nephtheidae
Exons: 2
Coding region: 2089-5628 (1179 amino acids)
Source: RefSeq, a predicted model, not a curated record
UCGAUUCUUUCUCAUCCUAAACGACACCAUCUUUCGUUACACAAAUGACAAAUACCAUAUCAACCUACACUUAAAUGCAUGUUCUGGACUUCUGGCUAAUCGCGAGAUGAUUCAAUCGUCAUUCGUGACUGAUAUAUUCACUAAUCGUUUCAUCGCCUUUUAGAGUUGGCUUAACAGCCUUUUGUCUAAAUCACUGUCUAAAUUUAACGAUGAACGUAGGAUUUCCGUUUUCCGACCUAAGCUCAACGAGGCAUUGUUUCGAAAUUAAUGACGCUUGCAUUUUAGUGGCAUUUUAGCGUUACCAUGAGCGUGUUGCUUGAAAUAAAUAUCUUGGCAUGCUUAGAAGAAUUAACGAGUAUUUUGAACAAUUAAACGCUAUUUAGUUUGCAUUGUCAACCCACGUUUAACAGGUAUAUGCGCUCAGGAUUUAAGUCUCAGCAGAGAGAUUUGCAGAUUUUUUUUAGUCUAUUCCGUUCAAAAAAGGUCACAGUUGAGGUGUGAAAUACCAUAAAAAUUUCGCUACAUUGUAUGCUCGGUUAAUUGUACAUUGUUAGCAAAGGCCACCCGUCGCUUUUUAAUAAGUUAUGCUGGUUAGAUUCAUGUCUGGCGUCGCCUUGUUAUUUAUAUCUCGCAAACAAGAUAAUUGCACAAACUUUUAACAAAUUCAAAUUAGAGUAUAAUCCGUCUAAACAAAACGUAAGCGACGAACGCGUGUUUUGUAGCAAUUUAUACGAGAGAACUUUCGAGAGAAAGCUACAUUCAAUGUGUACGCCUUGGAAUUUCCAAAGAUCGUAUAUUCUGCCGAAUGAGAGUUCAAUAUAAAGUGUACACAGUGCAAAAGGUUCAAGUGCUUGUUUGAUAGACCGUAGACGUGGCAUUUCAAUUUUAGCUUAUUAAAUUUACAACAACUGUGGUUAGUUUGCAUACAGGAAUGUUUAAGUUGCAUUUAACGACAGCUGGAUUUCGUCUGGGUGGUCUUUGACACAACAAAUGUCUCUUGAAAGCUUGCAUCUGAUUGCCGCCUAGCGGGAUUGUAACUUUGCCCCAUCAGAAGGCAAGAGUUUACCAUUAUUUUCGCAAGAAAAACUGUGUAUUUUGGAACAAAACCUCCUCAUCGCCUCACAGACAAACUGCGACAAUUGCAAAGAAGAAUUUCGCACGUGUUGUGUGUUGAUCGAAUGAAAUUGACAUAUUUUUUGCAAGAUCGAACAUUUUGGAACAAUCUACGGUUUGAUGAAUUGCCAUCAUCGAAUAUUUUGUAACGAUUAACUCGAGGCGUCUGUAUAUAUGUGACAUUUUUCGUAUCCAUAUAUACCAAGUAGGUACUUUUGAGAUAAAUAGAUAAGAGCAAGAAAGCUUUGUUGCUAAAGGUUUUUGCAGCGCUAGAAAUUUAGGAUUUUAUCAGAUAGGCGGAUAUUGAUAAUUACUAGAAAAUUCAAAAUCGAUACGAAACCCGAAGAAGUGUGAAAUGAAAUCGACAAUUCUAUUUUGAAAUUGAUGGAAACUUUGGAAGAAAACGUGUCAGAACAUGGAGUCUCACAUGGGGUAACACAAUGAAGAUCAUCUCAAACAAAGUGGAGUGAUUUCGUGCACCAGAAAGCAAGAUCAAAGAGCAGAACUUUGGGGACUGAUUUUGUAAUCGACAGGUUUGGAAACCAGUCAAGUGCAGUUUGUUUACAUCCGAAAUUUUACCACGAGAUUUCCUUUGUACGGGAAGUCGAUCAGAUGCGAAGGCGUGCAAUAUAAAAGUAAUAUGCCCUGGUCUUUAUCAUGUGAAAAAAAGCUGACAGGAUUUAAAAGUUAAAUUUGCUCAGUCAUCAAAGAAACGGGAAAUCGUCGUAUCAAAUUUGAAAUAAUUCCAGGUAGAUUGCUACAGUUUGGAACCGAACGGUCAGAAGGCAUCGAACAGUCGUAUUCGAAUGAACUAACAAUUCUUUGUUACGAGUCAAGAAAAAAGAACUUACAUAUGCCGAAUUGCUCUCGGAAGUUCAAAGUGAACUCUCUGGGUUAAUUAUUGAUGAAAACGUCGUCGAUAUUUCGCUUUGGAAAGGGCUCGAAUGUGUACGGAUUAUUGAUGCAACAACGGACAUGUUUUUCUCCAGAAAUCGACGAAAGUCUGAGAAAAGGUCAGGGAAAAAGGAGAAAGGAAGCGACGCAGAUUUGUCGAUAAAAGUAUGUAAACAUAACACAAUAACAAAGUCACGAACUACCGCUGGCUCGAGCUCACAGGCCACAACAAUAUUGAUCUCUGAACAAAAAAUCGGUGAAAAUCAAAACAAAACAAAGAGCUUGAAUACUGUUGAACAUUGUGUUAAUAUCCGGACAAUAUCGAGUCAUGUUGCUAACUCGAGUGACUCGAUUACAAGCCAUGCUACAUCAGGAUCUAGUAGUGAUGGAGUUGGCGAUGAAGAGAAACCAAACAGGCGAACAUAUUCCUUGGAGCAAGUUUCAAAAUCUUUAGAUCAGGUCAUGGCGUCGGGCAAAGCUAUUCUAGACGCACUUGCGUCGGUUAAUAGCAAAGAAUGUGGAAAAAACAGCGACGGAAAUGGGAUUUUUGAUGCAUCGGGCACGAAGAACGAAAGAGAUUUGACCAAACGUGGGACAUACGAUUUGGGAGAUGUUUCUGAAUUGUUGGACGCUUCUGUUGCUAGUGAUAGCUCUUUGGUGGUAAGUUUGAAUCAUGUUUCGCAAGAGUUACCAAACAAAGGUACUUCUACUUCAAAUAUAAAGAGAAAAACGUACGAAUUGGAGGCUGUAUCGACGAGAUUGGACCAGAGUUACGUACAGAACACCUCAGUUGAAGAUAUGUUGUACGACCUCAGCCAAGAUGCCAGCCACAACUCUCAAAACGACUCACUCUCCAAUUCAAAUCUAAAGCGAGAAACCUAUGAUCUUGAAAAGAUUGAAACAGCCUUAGACGAGAGCUUGAAUGGUGACGUGGAACAGACAGAAGAGUCCGAGACUGGUACAAAGCCUACAUUUAAUAUGAACAGACGGGGAACAUAUGACCUAACUGAUGUGUCAAGUCAACUAGAUCAUGCCAGUGAUAUGUCAGCAUUGCUUGAUAAUUCUGAGAAGAAUGCUGCAAACGAGCCAUCCUUAAUAAUGACAAGAAGAAACACUUAUAAUCUCAAUGAUGUUUCAGAUUUGCUUGAUGAAAGUGGUUCUGAUAAAAGUGUUCAGGAGUCACUAGAUAAGAUCUCUUCAGAGAAGCUUAAGCGUAAGACAUAUGAUCUUACAGACAUAGAUCUGGGUCUUAUAGAGCAAUCAAUUGAUGGACAUAUGCUGGAGAACAAUAACACUGUUACAGCAGAGAAACAGUUGUAUGCGGGCGUGAUUGGAAAAAGUGAAUGUGGACCGUCGGAUUUGGAUGAUUCUUUGACAGAAGUUGGGAGUGAAUCGAAGAAACGCAAUACCUAUGUUCACGAGGAUAGUAAUUUACCUGAAGACAACUCCAAUUCUAACAAACUUGCUGACGUGUUGUCAGAGUUUAGUUUGGACAACGAAGAUGGUGUGGAGAGACACGAUGUGGGCUUGACCCCUUGUCAAUGGAUAGACCAGAUGGACGAGCUAAAACCGCCUCCAACCCUCACAAAACCGCCAACACUUUCACCCCUGAAACUUAAACUGAAACCUAAAAAGGUGGGUGCUUCCAAAGCCAGCAAACACAUUUCAGAUGAUACUGCUCAGCUGAAGCUAAGAUCGCAAAGUAUUUCUGGUGUUUUGGAUUUGAAAUCAUCAGCUGAGAUACAACCAAGGUCCAUCAACGACUCCAAGACUGUAUCACAAUUGAAAUCAAACUCCGAACCAAAUCUUGUAACAAGCACUCCAAAAGCUAGCAAUGUUUCCAAAUCCGAGGGCAUUGAAAUGGAUAUUUCACCGGGAAUACGUAACUAUCUUGCUAAUAAACUGGGUCUGUCUGAAGAGCAAUGUCUUGCUGUGCAUCGUCGCCUCAGUGGUAGUGGCGUUGAAACCUUACCAGAUGCUACAAAAUUUGCCAAUCGUAAGACGUACAGUUUGGAUGAUGUUGCACAGUCAUUGGAUAUCGCAACUAGUCAAGGAUUACCAAUGACCAAAGUUCUGGACAACCUUGAUACUGAGAAUACUGAGGAUGAUACAAAUAUUGCUCACGAAAGCAUUACUAAACAGAGAACAGACAGCGAUUCUAACAAUCUGGAAGUUGGAAACACCACUGCUCAGGUGGAAAAUAGUUUACUCAGCCCUCCCAAGCCUCAAACACUUGAUUUGGAAUCAGCAACACAGAAGUCUUCAUCGGAUCAGAAGACUCGGAUUCCUGCUAGUGGAAGUAGUUUUGUUAAUGGCAGCCCAACAGCAAAGGUGUCUCCUUUAGAGGAACAGUUUAAGCUGGUUCGGAAGAAAGCAGUCUACAAACCUUCCGCAAAGCUUCAAAGUUUCUCGCACUUGUUGGGUGGCAAAGGCAGCCUGGUUCCACUCAGAAGGACAAGAGGGAAGAAUGAUCCAUUGAAGAGAAAUACAUACACAUUAGAAAGUGUUGCAGAAAGUUUGGAGAAAGCCCAAGAUGCUGGAGUACCCAUGUUGGACGCAUUGAAAAGAUUGUCAGGGUCUUGUCAAAGUGCACCAUCAGAAUUACCUGCGGAGAAACGCAGAACCUACAACCUCGAAGAUCUCUCAAACACUCUGGAAACCGCAGCGGCCGAGGGGGUAACCAUUGUCGACACCCUCCGAACAAUAGCGGACCCUCUCCAUCAAGAUGACUCUGGCAAAGAUGUAGUAGCAUCUGAUGAAACACUAAGACGACAAGACGAGAUAUUUGAAUCGUCGAAAACCCCAGACAGCGUUCCUCAAACAACAAAAUCCUCUCCCAAAAAGAAAGCACCUCCGAAGCCGAAGAGGACUUUUAGUAAUUCAUCUAAACAUGAGAUAAAGUUUGUUUCUGACUCGUUUGUCAUCGAGUACUACACGUCGCCGCCUGCCAAGAGAUCGCAGUCAGAUAGUUCUGUGCAGGAUCUCAAGUCUGGGAACCGUGAGAAUGAUUGUGUGGAAAACGAAGAAAAAUAUCAUGCUUACAUCAAUCAUAAUAUCCUGGCCGAGACGAUUGCCGCUGGUGGAGAAACGCCGGAGCUCUCAGCUGCGAGUCAGAGUGGAAAGGAUAAGGGGACCUCCUCGAUCAGGAAAGAUGGGAAACCAACUGCAAGAGUUGUUAAUGAUUUGGAUUCUUUGAUAAUGAGAUUAGCUGCUGAGGUUGAGAAACCAACCAGUGUUGAUAUCAUUAAGUCUAAGAGUAGAAAAUCCAUUCCUAGCAGCGCUUGUAUUGACCACGACGUGAGCUCUUCGAGCAAGGCGCCUGAAUCUUCCAAUGAAAAAGCGUCUCCGAGCACGAAGGAAGGACUUCCAGACACGGAAUCGAACCUUUCGGAAACGAAACCUGAGUUUCCCAGCACGAAACGUGACUUCUCGAGCACGAAUCUAAGUUUUCAGAACACGGAACCUUGGUUGCCCAGCACGAAACUUGAUGACGAGGGAUAUUGUUCUCUUUCACGGAAACCAGGAACAAGGUCAAUAAGUUUGGAAACUUCCUUGGAUGACCUUUCCAAGAAAGAGAAACUCGUGACCACCGUGGAAGAAGACGAUAGUUGUGUUGAAUGAAAAGGAGUGUGAUGUGGAUAUUAUUUGUUCCUAUGCGGAUGAUGGGAAUGAAACACAGGAAGUUUUCAUGAAGUUGACGGCUGAGGAAGACAGCGAGACCGCUGACACAGGUGAAUUGACAGGGGGAAAAUCAUUUCGUAAGGGGUUCAUCUUCUAUAGUAUUUGAUAACGGAAGUUUAAUAUGGGAGUGGGUGUGAUAAUCUGAUCGCAACCCUCGUUAUGUAAACAUGUUUAUGAUUCUGGCAUGAUUGUUACGUGAUAGAGCAUGUGCGUAUGCAAGACACAUGGCUGGGUUUUAAAUUUAGUAAUUUUGAAUGUUAGUUAUGUGAAAGACAAAAUGCGCUAUCACGGGAUAAUCAUCCUGCAUGCACUUGUCUCAUUGUGAUAUCACAUGAUAGUCACGUGUUAGGGGAGUGUUCGCAUACAAGCGUUAACAGAUAAAUCUAACCGUUUAUCCUCGAAUCUAAAGAAAAAAUUGUUGUAAUCUUAAACUUUCUAUAGUUAAAAUAUUGUACUAAAAACACAAUGCUGUUAAUCAACAGUUCUGAAACGUAAAAAAAUUCUAAACACUCAAGCACAUUUUAGUUGAUUAACAAAACUUUCUGAUUUGCAAUAAAAUCCAAUUAAUCUUGUACCAAUGAGUAAAUAAUCUUUAACAAUACAUAUCUACUCUCAACACACGUAAAAAUUGCUUCAUUAAUCGUAAAAGAAAUGCAUUAAACUAACAAAUAUAAGCCUGAGAUAAAUUCUGUGAGAGGUCAAAGAGAACCUUUUCUUGUAAUCAUCAUUGAUCAUGCGAUGUUUUGCGCCAAGUGCUUCAAAUAUCCGGCGCUCGGGUUCAUUU